Molecule: messenger RNA, 1353 nt
Organism: Serendipita indica DSM 11827
Lineage: Eukaryota; Fungi; Basidiomycota; Agaricomycetes; Sebacinales; Serendipitaceae
Source: the annotation of a GenBank genome assembly
AUGGAUGAAGAAUACGACGUCAUCGUGUUAGGUACCGGGCUCACGGAGUGCAUUCUCUCUGGAUUACUCUCUGUGGAAGGCAAGAAGGUUCUCCAUAUGGAUCGAAACGACUAUUAUGGCGGCGAUAGUGCCUCGUUGAACCUCACGCAGCUCUACCGCAAAUUCAGGCCGGACCAAGCGCCGCCAGCUGAGCUCGGCAGGGAUCGCGACUAUGCCAUCGAUCUCAUCCCCAAGUUUAUCAUUGCGUCUGGAGAGUUGACAAAGAUCCUCGUCCACACCAAUGUUACACGCUAUCUCGAAUUUAAGCAGAUUGCGGGAUCGUUCGUCUACCGAGACGGCAGGAUUUCAAAGGUCCCAAGCACGGAGAUGGAGGCCGUAAAGUCUCCUCUUAUGGGCCUCUUUGAGAAACGGCGCGCAAAGCAGUUCUUCGAAUUCCUUCAGAAUUGGAAGGAUGAUGAUCCAGCAACGCAUCAGGGCCGCAACCUCGACACUGAACCAAUGGAAUCGAUUUAUGCGUACUUCAAGCUCGAGCCCGGAACCCAGGACUUUAUUGGUCAUGCCAUGGCUUUGUACCUGGACGACGAUUACAAGAAGAAACCGGCACGACAAACCUACAACCGAAUCAUUCUGUACACAUCGUCGAUGGCUCGAUGGGGCAAAUCACCCUACCUCUAUCCGCUUUAUGGAUUGGGAGAGCUGCCACAGGCCUUUGCUCGUCUAUCGGCCAUCUACGGUGGCACCUACAUGCUAGACAAAAAGGUCGACGAGAUUGUUCUCGACAGCCAGGGCAAGUUCGUUGGUGUCCGCUCCGGCGACGAGACGGUAAAGGCCAAACAGGUCAUUGGUGACCCAUCCUACUUUGGAGCAGGCGCUACCGGUGCAGGUGCUGGCAAGAUGAGAGUCGUUGAAGAGCACAAGGUUGUGCGUGCAAUUUGCAUCCUCAAGCACCCCAUUCCCGGAACAGAUGACAGCGAUUCUGCCCAAAUUAUCAUCCCACAAAACCAAGUAGGCAGGCGAAAUGACAUUUAUAUCGCCAUGGUCUCGUCGACCCAUAACGUCUGCUCAAAGGACAUUUAUGUGGCAAUUGUCAGCACGAUCAUUGAAACCGAUAAGCCAGAGCUGGAGAUCCGACCUGGACUCGAGCUCUUGGGCCCAAUUCAUGAGAAGUUUGUCUCUAUCAGCCCUCUGUUUACUCCCACCUCUUCUGGCAAAGAGGACAACAUCUUCAUCACCCGUUCUUACGACGCGACAUCUCACUUCGAGACUGUGGUGGAGGAUGUGCAAGAUGUCUGGAAGCGCGUUAUGGGUUCUGACCUUGUGCUCAAGGAGCGGGAGAUUGAGCCGACCGAGUAA